CAUCUGUUCUCGUUUUCACGAACAGUGACAACGAGUGUGUAUGUGUGUGUUUUUGAUCGGCGAAUUUCUCGCAGCGCAGCACCCUGAGCGUCGUCAGAGUCACCUUGCUAGCGCCGCAACUUCAUCCGGACACGAGAGGACGGCGAUAACGAGCCAACCACGGAGCAUAUCCGAAAUAUGGCCGCGAAUCUGGAUGAGGAGCAGAGUCUGCGGGAGUGCGAGGCCUACGUCCAGAGGCACAACAUUCAGCAGACCCUGAAGGACUGCAUCGUGCAGCUGUGCGUCAGCCGCCCGGAAAACCCUAUCGCCUUCCUCAGGGAGUACUUUCAAAAGUUGGAGAGGGAGCAGGCACAUGACGCCAAGCAGGCAGCCGCCAGUCCUGAGGACACGGAGGACCUUUCGCCCCUUCCGGCUCAGGCGCACCAGCCAGUGAGGCGCCGAGGUGGAAUAUCGGCCGAACCAGUGUCCGAGGAGGAUGCCACGAGCUAUGUCAAAAAAGUGGUGCCGAAGGACUACAAGACCAUGGCUGCUCUCUCGAAGGCCAUCGCCAAGAAUGUCCUGUUCUCACAUUUGGACGAAAACGAGCGCUCCGACAUUUUUGAUGCCAUGUUCCCUGUCAACUUUUUGCCUGGCGAGAGCAUCAUCAAGCAGGGAGAUGAGGGAGACAACUUCUAUGUCGUAGAUCUGGGAGAAGUUGAGGUCUUUGUGAAUGGAGAACUGGUGACCACCAUUGGAGAAGGUGGCAGUUUUGGAGAGUUGGCCUUGAUCUACGGCACUCCUCGCGCCGCCACUGUCCGAGCCAAGACGGACGUCAAACUGUGGGGCAUCGACCGCGACUCUUACCGUCGCAUCUUAAUGGGCUCAACCAUCAGAAAGCGCAAGAUGUACGACGAGUUCCUCUCUAGGGUCUCCAUACUUGAGAGCCUUGACAAAUGGGAGCGCCUGACCGUUGCUGAUGCCCUGGAACCAGUUUCCUUUGACGAGAGGGAGACAAUUGUCCGCCAAGGAGAACCUGGAGAUGAUUUCUACAUCAUUGUCGAAGGCACCGCUCUUGUCUUGCAGUAUAGAGCAGAGGGCGACGAACCUGUUGAAGUUGGCCGACUGGGACCUUCAGACUAUUUUGGCGAGAUUGCUUUGUUACUGGACCGCCCACGAGCAGCUACCGUUGUGGCCAAGGGCCCCCUGAAGUGUGUCAAGUUGGACCGUGCACGAUUUGAACGAGUACUCGGACCAUGCGCUGACAUCCUGAAAAGAAACAUUCAGCAGUACAACAGCUUUGUGUCCCUCUCCGUUUAAGGCAACUGUUCCUUUUCUUCCCCCUUUUGUUGUUGAAGUGCCCUGAAAUCACUGACCACAAAAUCCCUUCCGGUCUGCACGUGACUCUAAAUGUAAAAUUAAAAAACCCAAAUCCGUACAUCUUUCUCAGAGUCCACUCAAAAGUGUGGAGUAAAUUAUGAUAAAUUUGUUUACUUAAUAUUGAAUAGAGACACAAAAGUAACUGUGAAAAUUUGUGUAACACCAUGUCAUAAAAUUUACAAUGGAAACUUGUGCAUAUUUUUAGUGUCUAGGGGAUCAAGAUGUUUUAUGUAAAUAAGUGGGGACUGCCAAAAAGCAAAAUUUUCGGACAUUUUAGCUUUUUCCAGGCCUUUCCAGCAUUUCACUGUUUAGUUUGAUUGCACUGAGAAGCACUUAUAUCAGAAUUUGGAAAGGCCUUUUACAAAAAUUUCUCCCUCAACACAUUUGUUGUUAGCUUCAGUUCCACUGCAGUGAAGAUUUAAAAAAUAUAUAUGAAAAUUCUGUGGCUAGCGAGAAAUAUUGUAAUAAUUAACUUUGCUGCAGAAUAGUUUAAAUUAAUUUUUAUAUUUAAAGUGAGAAGUAAUUUAAUGCUAUACAUAUAUUAUAUAUUAUUAUGAUCCGUUAAAACAGCAUAUUGGUACUAAUUUAUUGUAUUUGUAAUUAAGUAAUGCUAAACGGUUGAAUUAAUCAUUAUUAUUGUUGCACUCACACCAGAAAGAAAUAAUUUGGAGGUGUAGGUUUGACUACGAUGCCAACUAAUCUUGAACAAGUUUCUUAAAAAUAUUAGCAGAGGAUUCAUGAGCUUAGGCGGGAAACUAAUAUUUAUACACAAAAGAAUUUUCACAGCAUUACUACACCCUUCUUAACUGGCACUUCUGAUGAUUAUCUACUGUCUCAAGUGGUUUAGCUGUAAAUUUAUAAAUAACUGCAAUCAAAAGCCAUUUUUGCCUCUUGCGGGCCGAGAGGAAAAACAUGGAAAACAGUGAGGAAUAAUUGAAAAACCCAAGAACGACUGUCUGAAGAAAAAUAAAAUGUUUCGGAGAAGCCUUUGUCUGAUUAGUCUGUCAUUUUUGAAAACUUGAGUGAAAUUCAUUUCUCUUUGACAUAUUCUGAUUUUGAACAAAAAUUUAUCAACCACUAAAUUAAUGUCAAACACCUUCUGGCCAUGAGACGUGGUCUGAAACAGUAAUUAUUGUAUAUUUCUCUUAAAACAUUUGAUGUGUCUAAACAAGAAUGUGUUGAACGUCAUGGUACCAACAAGCCUGACUGGCAAAUUAAUGGGUCAGUGAUCGCGGCUGGUUCCGUGGCCAGCUGUGCCACGCUUUUUUGACACUUUGUGGCUUGUCGUGCCCAAAAUUUUAUUAGAGCUCAUUACGAAGUGAACCUAUAGCUGUAUGUAUCUUUUAUCUCUUGGAAAAUAAAUCCUGAAAUUUAUUAAUUGUGA
Messenger RNA from Neocloeon triangulifer, 2740 nucleotides. RefSeq names its product cAMP-dependent protein kinase type I regulatory subunit (gene Pka-R1). The record is from RefSeq and is a predicted model, not a curated record. Gene Ontology annotation, molecular function: cAMP-dependent protein kinase regulator activity. Gene Ontology annotation, cellular component: cAMP-dependent protein kinase complex. NCBI's taxonomy places the organism in Eukaryota, Metazoa, Arthropoda, Insecta, Ephemeroptera, Baetidae. Gene Ontology annotation, biological process: regulation of protein phosphorylation. The transcript is spliced from 7 exons. Bases 178 to 1296 code for a protein of 372 amino acids.